Molecule: messenger RNA, 2445 nt
Organism: Acanthopagrus latus (yellowfin seabream)
Lineage: Eukaryota; Metazoa; Chordata; Actinopteri; Spariformes; Sparidae
Product: extracellular calcium-sensing receptor-like
Exons: 8
Coding region: 1-2445 (814 amino acids)
Biological process (GO): G protein-coupled receptor signaling pathway
Cellular component (GO): membrane
Molecular function (GO): G protein-coupled receptor activity
Source: RefSeq, a predicted model, not a curated record
AUGGAUGGUGACUAUGUUAUUGGUGGUGUUUUCUCCAUACGCUACUACGAACAAACAGAGAUGCAUAACUACACCACCAUUCCUGAGCCACACAAAUGCACAGGGAGAAUUGACACUUGUGAACUGCGGUAUUCACGCGCAAUGGUCUUCGCCAUUGAGGAGAUUAACAACAGCACAGAGCUGCUGCCAGGCAUCAGACUUGGUUAUCAGAUCUACGACUCAUGCAGCUCUGUGCCCUUGACUAUUCAAGUGGCUGUCCAGCUUUUAAAUGGCCUGGACCAGGAGUUUUACACCAGAGACAACUGCUCGCAAUCUGGUAUGGUGACAGCUAUUGUUGGCGAGUCUGGGUCCACGUCAUCAAUCAGCAUGUCUCGCAUUGUUGGGUCCUUUAAUGUUCCUCAAGUGAGUCACCUUGCCACGUGUGCAUGCCUGUCUGAUAAGCAGCAGUACCCAAGCUUCUUCAGAACAAUACCCAGUGACCAAUUCCAGGCUGAUGCGCUGGCAAAGCUGUUGAAAAACUUUGGUUGGACUUGGAUAGGUGCUGUCCGGUCAGAUUCAGACUAUGGCAACAAUGGUAUGGCAUCUUUCCUGCUGGCAGCACAGAAAGUGGGGAUCUGUGUGGAAUACUCUGAAUCUUUACACCGGACCUACCCACGUAGCAGAAUACAGAGAGUAGCUGAUGUUAUCCGCAGGUCAACUGCUGUGGUUAUUGUGGCAUUUGCAGCCGCAUCAGAAAUGAGGCUUCUGCUGGAGGAGCUGUUGCUUCAGCCCUCUCCACCUCGCCAGUGGAUAGGUAGUGAGUCCUGGAUAACUAACCCAAAACUGCUAAAGUUCAGCUUCUGUGCAGGAGCCGUUGGAUUUGGCAUUGAGCAAGCUGUCAUCCCGGGUCUGAAAGAAUUUUUGCUGGACCUCUCUCCCACUAAAGUGGCUGCCUCUCCAGUGCUUACUGAGUUCUGGGAGAAGGCGUUCAACUGCAGGCUGGGAAAAAGUGCAGCCAUAGAUGAGAGAGUGUGUGAUGGAACUGAAAACAUUCGGACACUCAACAACCCAUAUGCUGACACAUCUCAGCUCCGAAUCACUAACAUGGUUUACAAGGCUGUUUAUGCAAUAGCGCAUGCCAUCCAUAAUACGAUGUGUCAGGACACAAAUUCUACAGCUAAUUGUGACAAAUUCACCAGGAUAGAAUCCAAACAUGUUUUUACUCAGCUGAAGAAAGUUAAUUUUUCAAAAAAUGGUUAUGAUGUGUCGUUUGAUGCCAAUGGGGAUCCUGUGGCCAGAUAUGAGCUGGUUAACUGGCAAAAAAGUGAAAGCGGUAGCAUUGAGAUGGUGGCAGUAGGGCGCUAUGAUGCAUCACUGCCUGUGGGCCAAGAGUUCCUUAUCAACAGAAACAUCACCUUUCUGGGGGGUGAGAAACAGGUGCCUGUGUCAGUGUGCAGUGACAGCUGUCCUCCAGGAACUCGUAAAGUGUUGCAGAAAGGAAAACCCAUCUGCUGUUAUGAUUGUAUACCUUGUCCUGAGGGAGAAAUUAGCAAUACCACAGAUUCCCUCGAUUGUUUCCCUUGCACCGAGGAGUUCUGGCCUAAUGAAGAGAGACACACUUGUUUCCCAAAGCCUGUAGAGUUUAUUUCUUUUGAUGAGGUCCUAGGAAUCAUCCUGGCUGCAUUCUCAGUUGCAGGUGCCUGCCUUGCUAUUAUAACAGCAGCUAUCUUCUAUGGUCAUAGGACAACCCCUAUUGUCAGGGCCAAUAACUCUGAGCUGAGCUUCCUGCUGCUCUUCUCCCUGACUCUAUGUUUCUUAUGUCCAUUAACUUUCAUUGGAGCACCCUCUGAUUGGUCCUGCAGGCUGCGCCACACAGCAUUUGGCAUCACCUUUGUGCUCUGCAUCUCUUGUGUUCUUGGGAAAACUAUAGUAGUGUUAAUGGCCUUCAGAGCUACACUUCCAGGUAGUAAUGUCAUGAAAUGGUUUGGUCCUGCACAGCAAAGAAUGACUGUAGUGUUUUUCACAUUCAUUCAAGUUUUGAUAUGUGCUGUUUGGUUGGGUCUUAGUCCCCCCUUUCCAAUGAAAAACCUAACCACUUUUAAGGAGAGAAUCAUCCUGGAGUGUGCAUUAGGAUCAGCUAUUGGGUUCUGGGUUGUUCUCGGGUACAUAGGCCUGCUAGCUGUCUUGUGCUUUGUGUUAGCUGUCCUAGCUCGGAAACUACCUGAUAGUUUCAAUGAAGCCAAGAUGAUCACCUUCAGCAUGCUGAUAUUCUGUGCAGUCUGGAUCACCUUUAUCCCAGCGUAUGUCAGCUCUCCUGGGAAAUUUACUGUGGCUGUGGAGAUUUUUGCCAUUCUGGCCUCCAGUUUUGGACUUAUACUGUGUAUAUUUGCUCCAAAAUGUUACAUCAUAUUGUUUAAGCCAGAGAAGAACACCAAGAAACAUUUAAUGAACAAAAAUGAAUCCUAA